Molecule: messenger RNA, 3542 nt
Organism: Mytilus californianus (California mussel)
Lineage: Eukaryota; Metazoa; Mollusca; Bivalvia; Mytilida; Mytilidae
Product: centrosomal protein kizuna-like
Exons: 20
Coding region: 25-2529 (834 amino acids)
Biological process (GO): spindle organization
Cellular component (GO): centrosome
Source: RefSeq, a predicted model, not a curated record
CGUUUCGCCCAUGUUUGUUUGCAAAUGGCGUCCUCGAAUGUUGAAUAUUACCAAAAACAGAAAGAACUGCAAGAUUUUAUGUGUGAACAGGAACAGAGAAGACAACAUUUAGAACAUCAGUUGCAGGUUUACUCUAGGUCUGAUGAAAGACUUCAUAGAGUUAGUAGGAUGCCAGGUACCAGUUAUUCAAAAUCUAAAGACACUUCAAACAAAGCUAAGCUAAGAGCUACUAGAUUACAGAGCUAUUGGAGGAAAAUAUGUGAAGAUCAGAGAAGAAGUCAGCAAAGAAAUGACCAGAUUUUAAAAGAGUUUGAUCGAAUUGAUGCACAUUUGGGAAACUUGUCAGCUAGGACAGAGAGACUCAGACUUCUUAAGCAACAAUAUGCGGAUUACAUAGAAAAAACAUAUCCACAAUGGCACCAACAGGUUUUGCAGAUGAAACAAAGGAAAGAUGAAUCACAGAAGCAUCAUCAUGAAAGAGCUACUAACUUGUCCCAGUUUUCUCAGUACACACCACAGAAGCAACAGCCAGUUACAGAUCAGUUUGUGGCCUCUACAUCAUCUAGUCAGUUUGCUACACAGCCUGGACAACAGAAUCAGUUUGUUGCUUCUACACCUGCAUAUCAUCAACAACAACAACAUGUUCCUGAUGUAUCAGUUACACCUAUACAUAGAGAUUCAAGAGACAGAAUUAGUACUCAGGUGACACAAGAAUCUGCAGUGUAUGCUAAUUUUACCUCAGUAACCAGAGACAGUUCAAUGCCUCAGUUCACUACACCACCACAAACUAGUACACAGCAGCAGCAUGCUGCUUCUCUUCAAAAACAGCAUAGUAAUCAGCAGUAUGUAUCACCAUCUCAGACCUCAGCAGCUGGGUAUAAGGUUCCUGCAGAGAAAGAAUCGGAUGCUCAGUUGAAAGUUAGUGAUUUACAAGGAGACAUCAGUUUUAGUUCUGAUAUUCCAUCUGAGGUUAUAAAUAGACCUAUUCAGAGUAUAACUGUUGAGAAAUUUGGACAGAAAGUUACACAGGAACCCAGAGUGGAAUCACCAGAUAUUGUAUCUAAAUCAACAUCUGGUCAAAUGGAACCAAAUUCAGCUGAUGAAGCAGAUGAUGAUAUUAGUAACUUUGACGAGGAGGACAUUCCUGAUGAUGGCCGUCAAGCACCUACCCCAGCACGACAAGCCACACAUGUAGAUGUAAUGGAGGAGAUGUCUUCCCCUGAAGAAUCCCCUAUACCUACACCUCAACCAGGUGGCCAUCAAGUCUUAACAGUACCUACAGCUGGAAUAAGUCGUUCACCACUACUAGACUCAGAACUGACAAUAGAUGGUAUUAUACACCUGAUACAUUAUGUUGAAAGUGUAAUCCCUGAUGCUUUGUCACUGGAAGGCUUCUACAGAUCUACCCCACCACAGCAUGGAGAAAAAAUUGAAAUCAUUAGUAAGGCCAAUGGUGAAGAACCUUUGAUUGAUUUAGAUGCUGAAAUGUGUACUAUGGUAAUUUUAGAAAAUGUGGUCCUUGUGAUUCGUAAUUUACCUGCAGGAUGUUUAUUACCAGACGCCAUCUUAGCCAGUAGUCAUACAAUCAACGAAGUACAAAUAGGGAGAGUACUGUCUAUAGAAGCCAAGCCAUUGUGGGAUUGUUUAUUUAUUCAUUUUCUACAGUUGAUUAAACAUAAAGUGAUGACUGUCAAAGAAGUAGCUGCUGUUUUUGUUCCAUGUCUGGUGGUUGACUCUUCAGAUUAUCAGGACAAGGCUUAUGAAUUGUUAGUGGAUUUGUUAGAGAAAAAAGUAGACCAAGCUGCAUCACCACCAACACCAAGGGAAGCAGCUGAAAGUAUGAGGAGCAGUCAAGGGGGAGGAAUGUUUACAAAGAAAAAUAUUCGGGAGAUGCCAUUUUCAGCUGAGAUAGAAAUUGAUGAGUUUGGCAAAUACAAAGUUCCGCCUUUGAAGUUUGGAAGUUUAGUUGACAGUAAACAGCAUAGUGAUGAUGAAGAUACUACCAUGGUAACACCAAGUGUACCAACAGAUGGACCUAGAGUCCCUUUGAAUGGUGGCCAGAUGAACAAAACAGCAGCCUAUCGUAAUUUGUUGUCUGGUACCAUGAGUGGUCAGAAACAACCCAGUUACCAUGAUGAUAAUGAUGAUGAUGAAGAUGACACAGAUGAUGAUGUAGAAAAACAGUUUGCAUCUACUCUGUCUCCAAGAACACCAAGGGAGACAUCUAGUUCUAUCCCACCUCAGCCUACCACUGCUAUUAUGUCACAAUCUAGACCACCACAACAGAUGGAGCCACUGUCUGAAACAAGUUCAGCAACAUCACCAGUGUAUGUGCCAACUGGCAUGGAGAAAAGUGGUAAAUCUGACGCUGGUUCUACAGGGAGAUCAGAGAAAAUGCAGCCAUUCAAAAGACCUGCAGCAGUUGUAAUGAUAAGUUCAGAUUUGGAUUCUGAAACAGAUUUAGAUAUCCUGAUGGAGAAAAAACAGACAUCACAAGAAGAAGAUGACUUCUUUGAUUUUUAUGAAUAGUGAUUUAUUUAUUUGUAGAAUCUUCAUAUAUUUAUUAUUAUUACUUUUAAAGUAUAUAAAUAUUCUUGCAUAUCAAAAUUACACACAUAUCAGUGAUUUAUUGCUGAAAUACGUAAGUGUAUGUACAUUGCUAUAAACUACAUUCCUGCCAGUCCUAAAUGGUAACAGAUGUCUUCUUUACAAAGUUCCAAAGGGUGUCUCCCUUUACGAGAGAUGGAGAAGUUAUUGAAAUAUUAAAAACUUAAAAUGAAUUAUUCCAAUAUUUUUUCCCCAAAGCAAGUUUUUUAUAAAGGUAGACUAGAAGUUUAACUGGGUUUUGUUUACCAAAGAACUAUUUUUCAGAAGAGGGUUGGUGUAAUAAAAAAUAAUAAUAAAAGAUAUUCCUUCAUAAAACAGAAUGUAAAGAACAUAGUAAUACUUGUCAAAAAGGAAACAAGUGCUAAUUCAUACUGAGUUCUUCCCUCCCCUUCCCAACAGCACCCACAUAUAAUAAACAUCAAAUUUUCAUACAAUAAAAAAAAUUAAACAGACACAAAAUUAUGUGAAAAGCAAGGUUGUAAUUCAAUUACAUAGAACCUUAUGAUUUUCUUGAUUUUAUACUUGAAAAUGACAAAUUUAAGGCAUUUCUGCCCAUAAUUUAAUAUUAAUUACUCCUUCUUGUUAGCAAAAUCCUGAUUCUGCCCUAUAUUUAAGAAUUUUGUAGAUCUUGAAUUAUAAUUUUUUUUUUUUGUGUGGGUAUUUCUAAUAUUUUUGGGAUAUUGCUUUUUAUUGGUUUAGGAAUUGAAGCAUACCAAUUACUUAUGUCACUACAAUUUGGUUCAACCAGAUUAUUACAUCUAGCUCAUUUCCUGUUUAGUUUGUUAAAUAUUUAAGUAUCCGUCCAAUGAUAAUGAUUUAGUUUUUCUAGUCUGUCAUAUUAUAUCCUUAAAUGUAUCUUUUCUUUUUUAUUUAUUAUAUUAAAACAUAAAACUAAUACUUGUUUUUAUAUUGUAAUGAAAUAAAAAUGGAACAUG